AUUACGCAACCUCUGAACUUGUGUGUAUUUCGAACCGCAGGAUACAUCUCUCUGACAAACGUCAAACAGCAAUUAUUUAGUCAUUGAAUAUGUUUUACCUCGUAAAUAUUAGCAGAAAGUUUGGUCCAUUAAACAAGAUAAGGAACUGUCUAUUUUUUCUUGAAAAUACCGGCAAAUUCACUCCAAAACUUGAUGUGAAAGUCAGCCGUUUAGGAGUCCAAUCUAGCAGAAAUUGCACCACGACGACGCCCGCAGACUCGGCGAAAGGGAUGGUGCUGAACCGUUCUCCAGCCCACUACGUGCAAGGUCAAUCGCCCGAGCCCAAAAUUCGAGAAUACUUUUAUUUUAUCGACCAUCAGGGACAGCUUUUCCUUGAUGAUGCAAGAGUUAAGAAUUUCAUAACUUGUUUUAAAGACAAAAAGUUCCUGGCCUUCUUCUUCAAGCGACUCAAACAGAACUCAUUUGAGCAUUACAAGGAUGCCUUCCCUUAUCUAUCACCCUGCGGAAUAGAGAGAAACUUUGUUCGGUGUGAUGAUCGUCCAAUCGUGUUCACUCACAUCAUUCCCGAUCCAGACGAGCCAUCCGGACCCGGACUUCUCUCCUGUAACUUCACCGGGGAUGCGGUCACCGUGAAGUUUGAACCAGGGAAGGUGUGCAUGCUCCCUGUGAGUGGUCGCAUCUACCAUCCAGCACCGCACAAAACAGGAGGAGUGGGACUGAUCAAAUCCAGUAUCGCUAUUGACAUCAGCACUUGCUUUGAGUUUGGGGAGAAAGGCGAGUAUUCCCCUCCAACACAUCUCACCUGGCUUGGAAAGAGAUACACUCUGACCAAUGAAGUCCUUGAUUUGAUGACCGAUAGUGAAAAAAGUGAGUUGGAAGACAGAUGAGAUAAUGUAUGACAAUUAGAGAGUUACAGUUUUAAACUGAAACUUGUGAUAUUCCCAGACCUGUGUGUUUUGUUUACUGGAUUGUUAACACAAUGGACUGAUCUGGAGUACUGAUAUUAAAUGAUGUCAAGCAAUUUAUUUGUGAUGAUUUUUCUAUACCGGUACACCUGCACCUACAUAAUCGGGCUCUCUCCUAUUCAAGUAUCAGCAGUUCAGUUGGGAUGAAUUACUCUUUAGACAAGGAGGUAGAAGUGUGCAUUAAAUGGUGCAUGCAUUGAUAAGUAAGUGUAUGAUGACGUAUUAAAUUCAAUGCAAAUUGUUUGUCAUUUGACACCUGUAUACAAAUAGAACCUUGGGACUUCCGAUGACAGGCUUUCUUUGAUCAGAUCAUGACUUCCUUCUUUUCCAUUGCUUUAUUAAAGGGAAAAUUUCAUCCUGACAAUUUGGUUUGAAUAAUUGAUUCUGAUAAAGGCAGAAAAUUUGACAAAAAUAUUGAUGAAGGUUUGGUACAUGUACAUGAAAGAAUAAUAAUUACAUGUAUGAAUUAUUAACGUUUUAAAUUUGUGCUUCCAGCUCCCCCAUAUAUCAUGUACAGGGUGUAACACACAUUUUCUUUUUAUUUAAUGGAGUUUUAUGAAUAAACAAAUUUUUCUUUAAGAGGGUAUGAAGUUAUGUCUGAUGAUAUAUCCACUGCACCAUGGACCUCCUACUCCAACUUUAGGUCCAUGACUGCACAAAUGAAAUCACUUCAUAGUUUGGAGAAAAUGGCAUUUCAAGGAUGUGAUUUCACACAACUUAUGGAAGAGCUGCUCGUCAUCACAAAAUUAAUUUUUGAUGGAUUUCCUUAAUUCAUCACCAAUAUUUAUCUCUUAUUUCUCUGUUUAUUUAAACCAACCUUUCAUGGUGAACUUUCCCUUAAAAUGCCAGAUGAGUAGAAUAUGGAACAUCAUUUGUUGCAACAUUGCUAAUUAUGUAAUUUAAAAAAAAUCAAAGACAAAAGAACAUUUUACAUCUCUUUUAGUUUCUAACUUCUAAUUGAAGAUACAUGUAUGUUUUGUAAGUCAAUUGAUAGGCACAUCACAAAUGCAUGUGUAAUUUUGCACAAGUAUCCUGGAGAUUUUUCAAGGCACAGUUCAGUUUCUUUGGUGGCUGACUGGCAGCGGUCAUGAGAUCAAAACUGGGUUUAUGUUUGGAAUGUCAUGAUUACUUUUUUCAGUGUGGUGCAUGAAUUAAUCAUGUUAUUGAUCAAUGUCCACCUGUAAACCAAUCCAGCUUCUUGAAUCAAAUGUUACUUACUUGAAAAGUAUUGGUAUGUGAAAUUACCUUCAUCUGCUUUACUUUUAUGAUUGAUGUUGAGAUAGAUACAGUGCAAACUUAAAAGACCGAAAUGAUUUAAUCCAAUUUAUUACAUCAGGGCCCCGUCUUACAAAGAGUUAUGAUUGAUCCAAUAAAUCGUAACUCUAUGGAAAUCCAUCAGUGUCAUAAUUUUUUCUACAGGAAAUUUGCAAAAUGUCCUCUGUAAACAAAGGAGAACACACCAAAUUGCCAAGAAAUCAAUGAAUUAAUGAAUAUACAUCAUAUCUAUAAUUUUUUUGAACAAACAUAUAUUUUAUAUGUUGACAUUGCUAGCUUUCCAUAGUUGCUUGAUCGGAUUAAUCGCAACUCUUUCGUAAGACGGGGCCCCAGUAUGACCAAUGAACAAUCUGUUUAUCAUAAGUUGAACAUAAUAAUAAAUUGAUAAUAAUAAUAAUAGUUGCUUGUAUACUUGUACAUGAUCCUUCAGCAAGUUCAUUGUCUGUUGCUUUUUUUUAUUUUGAGAGGGGUUGCAAAAUAUGUUAACAAUAUUGACUAAAUUGACUCAAAUUUCAAUUAAAAAAUAUAGUGGGAUUUGUCAUGGCAACACAUGUAUAUCAUGACUAAGUAGAGAACAUGCUACAAAUUUGUCUCAAAUUAUCAAUUCUUGCAGGUUAGAAAAGGAGGAGGGUCAUUAAAGAUUACAGGGUAUACAUGUACUUCAAAAAUUUUAUUAGACUUCUUUUUUUCUUCCUGGUUGCUGGUAUUGUGCACAGAUAUGAACUUUGUGCGAGUUUAAACUUGGGACGAUAUAGCACUAUUGAGGUGAAAUUAUCAGAGCUGAUAUAGCAUCUAAACAGUUUCAGUGUAAGCUGCUCAGAUUGAAAUCACAAGACAAUACACCAUUUUUUUUUCUGGGGCUGUAGAGUGUUAACUAAUACAAUAUAUUGUGGUAGAUUGAUGGAACUUCCCUCCUCUCCUUUUUCGUCCCAUUCGACCCAAAUGCAGGUACUUCUCAAAUGCAACUUUUAUUAUGUACACAUGCAAUACCAAAUGUAUUACAUUGUAAAUAUCAAAGUUUAUGUUAUAUUUAACUGUAUGAUGCAAAUUCAAUAAAUGAAUGAGACAGUA
Lytechinus pictus (painted urchin) is the source of this 3311-nucleotide messenger RNA. Its product is annotated as UPF0598 protein C8orf82-like. The coding region runs from base 90 to 887 and encodes 265 amino acids. The transcript has 2 exons. The record is from RefSeq and is a predicted model, not a curated record. NCBI's taxonomy places the organism in Eukaryota, Metazoa, Echinodermata, Echinoidea, Temnopleuroida, Toxopneustidae.